AGUCAAAAGUGACGCGGUUAAUGGUUACGGCUGAUUUGUCCGAAAGAUUUGGGUAUGAAAACAUGCUUGAUCGCUGUACUUUUAAAAUGUAGGAACUGAGGUAGAUAGCGAUGAAAAAUAACAGAAAUUAACGCAAACAUCCUUGCGUGGUGAUGAAAGCAUUUUACGCACUCUUAAACGGUGCAAAGAAGACAAAUGUCGCCUUUCAAACCACACACUGCCUUUUAACUGUCAUGGUCUGCUCCAAAUCGUCAGAAAACAGAAAGGUGCUCUGGAAUAAAUAGCGGCUUUCUUCUUUUAUAGAGAUGAACAUAUAUAUAGCUAUAUAUGUAUGAUAUAUUCCCCAUUCUGAUUCUUUACUAUGAAGCUACUUCAAUAAAAAUGAUUGACCGGAACGUUAAGCGCACCCGCUACCUUUUCCGGGUGUAUUUUGAAGGGACACUUCAUUUCAAAAUGACGUCCGUCACCAGUCCACCAUGUAAAAUAUUUAAGUUUCAAGAUGCCAGGGCUUCACCUGAUCAGGUAUUCGAAGUGAAAUCAGAGUGUUUACACCCUUCACCGGCUCCGAUAGUAAUAGACAAUGGCUCUUUUCAAACCCGAGCUGGCUGGGCUUGUAACGGUGAGGAAUUUGUACACCCGCGUUUGGUGUUCAAACCGGUGGCGGCGAGAAGCAGAGGGGCAGCCAGGAGUGAGACACAGGUCGGCAACGAUAUCCCUAAUCUGGAGCCACUCCGCUGGCUUCUCAAGAGCCAGUUCGACCGAAAUGUUGUUGUUAAUUUUGAGAUUCAAGAACUUAUGUUUGAUUAUAUAUUCAUUCACCUCGGAAUCGAAACGGAGGGUAAUGUGCAACACCCACUGGUCCUUACAGAGGCUCCCUGUAACCCACUUCACUGCAGGCAAAUGAUGUCGGAACUACUAUUUGAAUGUUAUGGUGUACCACAGGUGGCAUACGGAAUCGAUAGCUUGUUCAGCUUCUAUUACAGCAACACACAGUGUGGCCUGAAACCUCCUCACACCGGCUUGGUGGUAUCUUCUGGAUAUCAUUGCUCUCACGUGCUGCCCUUCAUCAAUGGCAGACUGGAUGCUGUUAAUUGUAAGCGGGUCAAUGUUGGAGGUAGCCACACAGCAGCCUACAUGCAGAGACUUCUGCAGCUGAAAUACCCUGCCCACCAGCCAGCCAUCACACCUAGCCGAAUGGAGGAGCUCUUGCACCAACACUGUUAUGUUGCUGUGGAUUAUCAGCAAGAGCUGGAGCGGUGGAGGAGCGGUCAAUUCUACGAGACAGAGGUGCACCGCAUGCAGCUGCCCUUCUCUGGGAAGGCGGCGGGCUCGUACGCCAGCGUGGAGGAGAGGCAGGAGAAGCGGGUACAACAGCUGCGCAGGCUGGAGGAGAUCAACAACCGUCACAGAGAGGAGCGGCUGCAGCAAGAUCAGGAGAGGCUGGAUGCGCUGCUCGCAGUGCAGGAACUGCUGGAAGAGGGCGCUCUGGAGCAGUUUCACAGGCACUUGGUGGAACUGAACAUGGACUCUGCUGAGGAAUUGCAGGCGUACAUCCACAAACUGAGCCUUAGUGUGGAGCAGUACAGGCUGGCCCGAGCAGAGAUUACAGACUUUGAGCCACCUGUGGAUGAAGGUGAUGGAGUGAGUCAAACGGAGGUGGAUUUAAGCGAAGAGCCUGAAAAACCUGAGCCUGAAAAGGCAGAUCACAUCCAGCCGGUGUUCAACUUGGCUGAGUACCACCAGCUGUUUGUGGGAACUGAGAGACUGCGCAUUCCAGAAGUCGUGUUUCGUCCGUCUCUGAUUGGUGAAGAGCAGAUGGGCCUUACUGAGGCGCUGCAGUUUGUACUUGAUCAUUUGGCGAGGUACUCCCCCAAAGAGCAGGCGGCGAUGUCUGAAAAUGUGUUCCUGACUGGGGGAAACCUGCUCUACCCCGGAGUCAAGGAGCGAGUGGAGAGAGAACUGCUUGCUAUAAGACCCUUCCAGUCACACUUCAAGGUGUCACUGGCUCCCCAGCCAGCUCUGGAUGCCUGGUUUGGGGCCCGUGAGUGGGCUCUCAGGCACCCGAUUGGGUCCCAGGGCUGGAUCAGCCGAAAGGACUAUGAGGAGAAGGGGGGGGAGUACCUGAGCGAGCACUGUGCAUCCAACGCCUUCAUCCCCAUAAGGACCAGUAAAGCAGACCAACAGGCCAGUGAUGGGUCACCCACUGAACACACACAGGAUGCUGGCACUUCAGCUGGGAGCUUGGACAGUGACAUGACCAAGUCUGCUGGACUUUAGCGGUCAAGAUCUUUUGAUAAUGGAGUUAAUGUGUCCUCUCCAGCUCCUACACAUUAUUCCUUUUUGUGAUGCAAUAAAGUAGUCACAUGCUGAACUGUCUGACGAAAGAACAAGUUAAGAGAUGAAAACUGAUUUUCAUGUAAAAAGGCCUUUUUUAAAAUUAGUUUUCAUUAACUACUGUGUAUUUCCUUCUUUGUCUUUUCUUCUUUUUUACAUGCUUCGGAAAUAAUCUGGGGUGAUGCCUUUACAGUCUGCUUUAUGGUGUGAUCUCAGUUGAUAGGACAUCAUCUGGUUCUGCAAAACUAAAAACUAAAAAUAAAAUGUUAUCUGGCUGCCAUGCCAAGGAGCUAGCUCAUUUAUCCAGUAAAGAUUUCAGACUAUAUGAUUUUAGUCCUGAUUUUCCACUCACCGACAAUUCUUGGAGAUUGCUGAGAAAACUCCCAGAUCGGAGGCAAAUCGGCAUUCACUCAGGGCCCAAGAAUCAUCUCUCGAUUGCUAAAUGAAGAUUGGUCUAAAAUACCAUCUGAGAGGCUCACCAAACCACAACUUCAACAUUCCCAGUGAGAAGACAGCGAGUUAUGUCGUAUGAACUGCACAAUGAUCUUAUGCCUUUGAAAGUCAUGUAAUGUCCCUUAUAUAAGAGAGGCACAUAUGAGUGGGACCACAGGGAGUGACGGAGUACAACAAGGCUGUGGUACCUCCACAUCCAUACAGAUAAACAAGUAGUCACAAACCAACCAGACAUCAGAAUGGUGGGCAAGGUACUGAAGACAACAGUGUUAAUAUAUGUGGAGGUCACAAGCAAUGGAAACAACCAAACGAAUGGUAAUUUAAAUCACCACUUUUAGAAUCCUCCACUGUUGUAUAUACUUCAUAUUACACCAUUAUAAAUAAUCAAAUAUUUACAUAAUAAUUUUUAACUCCACAGAGAUUAAGUAUUCAGUUUUCACAAGGUGGUGCUGUUUCACAAUUAUUUGUUCCACCAGAAAACCAACCCAUGAAGCAUGUUAAUGGAUUCAGAACAUCUGAAUCAGGAUAGGACUUUAUCCUCCAAGUAUGUUUGCAGACAUAAGGAAUUUGUCCUUGCUCUCAGUAGCUUAUAGUAUACAAUGCACUGUAUACAGUAGGUCACAAUAAAAAUUGCACUGCAGUAACAGAUAUCUACCACACGUACACACUCGCAUGCAGCAAACGUGUAAACACAUGCAUACACACAUUGGUGAAAAGAGUUUUUAAGUGCAGAGUGAUGUCACUUAGUGGGAGGAAACUAUGAUAAAACAAAAGAAUAGAAUAAACUUAGAAUAAACUUAGAUUCUGGAGGGUUAUGUACAGAACUGUGUCAGAUAACAGCUCUUAUGUGCUGUGGUAGUUUAUAAGUGCGGUGUGGGGAAAGAAGCUUUUCUGCAGUCUGGUUGUUUUUACCCUCAUUUAGCUGAAGUGCCUGCUUGAGGAUAGAAACUGAAACAGGUAAUAUCCAGGGUGUAGUAAAUCAGUGAUAAUCUGUGCUGCUCUGCAGUUUUGGAGGAGUGCAGAUCAAGCAGGGUGGGUAGUUUCGUACCACUGAUCUUUUCUACAGACCUGAUGAUGCAUUGCAGUGUGCAUGUCAUGUUUGGUGAUAGAGCAUAGCUCAGAACUGUGAUUUGGCACUGUGGUGACAGCUUUCUCCAUGCAGUUUACCAGCUUGGCAUCCUAAUUGCUUCAUUAUAUGGCUCAGAGUACGCCUAGUGAGUUUGCUUCAAAGAAAAACAUUGUCUGAUGCUAAUCCAGAUCAGAGAAAAUGACCUGUUUUAAAAUAUGAUUUUGUGUAUUUUGAAUUAGGAGGAAAAGGCUAUGGAGGUAAUGUGCUAGUAAACUGUCUGAGUCUUCUUUAAUACAUGGUGUUACAUGGCUCUCUCAAAGUCAAGUAAUAACACACAAAAUAGGACAGCUUGCAUGUUAUUUGGUGAUGCAUAUUUGUUACAGUCUGCUUUUGUGUGGCACGUAUGUGUUAGCACCUACAUGCGUGUGCUUGUUUGUGCUCAAAUAGCCCAGAGGUUUCCAUAAUCCACAGAACGGUGGAACUCAAUACUUUGCUUAAAAAACUCUGAGGAACAAGUUUAUGUGGCAUAUCUGGCCUUGGUACAUGAAGAGUUGGACUGGUAUAACGGAUUGAAAGCAGCACCUGACACAAGGACUAAAUAAAAUGGAGUUUUUAAACACAGAGAAUGUUCACUAUGUCAAUGAACUGUCUCUUUUAAUAGAUUAAACACAUUAAGCUUGCUAGCAAUUCUGUUGUUUAUUAUAGCUGAUAGCCAUUAUACCUGAUUAUAGCUAAGAAGAGGAAGGGAUUUCACCUUUUUUUUUAGGCUUGAUGUUUAUGAAGUAAAAUGGAAAGUGCUCUUCAUUUUACUUGAAAUGCAAGGUGAAAACACAGAACACAUGAUGCAAGUAUUGUGGCAAUGUAGUGGCUUGCCAUGUGUAAGCAAAAUGCUGAGUUUUUUGUAAAGAACUGCCUUGUUGAUAUAGGGAAAAUUACUUAAACCACACACAAGAUCAGUGAUCAUUAAAAUGUGUUAGGCUACACCAAUUGUAAACAAGCAUAUGUUCAAGUUCAAUCCAUAUGUUUGGAUCAAGCUAUGUUGUGGUAUGCAGAGAUGCAGUGAAAUGUUAUAUUUAAUCAUUCUUUAAACAGAAGAGUGAAGUUGGAAGAUCUUUUAUUAAUGAUAAUUUCUCAUAUUUUCAGACAAUAGACAUACAACAAUGUACAAUUUAAAAAAAAGGGGGGGGGAAUGAGGAAAAUGUAACACUUCAGCACACAUUUACGAAGAUUUAAGGACAUCAUUAACAUUUUGCAUUUUGAAAAUAUGCACGUCAUCUCGUGCAGUCAUCUGCCAGAGACUGUGCUGGAACCAUUCUAUACAUAAAACAAAUCUACUUGACCUUGUCUGUUUUUUUUUUCUUUCUAAAUUUGGGAAGAAUGUUUUAUAUUGCAAAUACACACUAGGCCUCAUGCAAAAGACACACUCGAACAGAUUAGGACUGAAUUUACUUCCCUAAUUUGAAUUCGUCGUGACACAGUUGUCGGAAAAUGUACGAGAGGUUUGAGAUAGAAUACUAAAAUGUUCUCUCAUUAAAUCCAUUGUUUCUA
Molecule: messenger RNA, 5404 nt
Organism: Electrophorus electricus (electric eel)
Lineage: Eukaryota; Metazoa; Chordata; Actinopteri; Gymnotiformes; Gymnotidae
Source: RefSeq, a predicted model, not a curated record